Brassica rapa (field mustard) is the source of this 987-nucleotide messenger RNA. RefSeq lists its product as uncharacterized. The record is from RefSeq and is a predicted model, not a curated record. Lineage: Eukaryota; Viridiplantae; Streptophyta; Magnoliopsida; Brassicales; Brassicaceae. Gene Ontology annotation, molecular function: nucleic acid binding; zinc ion binding.
AUGUCGAAAAUAGCAAACAGAGACUAUGCAGCCCUUAAUCUCUGCGGAGACAAUUACUUGCAGUGGGCACUAGACACAAGGAUUAGUCUAAAGUCCAAGGGACUCGGUGAUACUAUCACCGAAGACAACAAUGAGAAUGAAAAGAACCGAUACAGAGCCUUAGGCCUUAUGCGUCAUCAUCUCAUUGACGGUCUUAAAGAUCAGUACAUGACAAUUGAGAAUCCACUAGAUCUUUGGAAAGCUUUAAAGAAUAGAUAUGAUCACCACAGGAUGGUGUUGCUUCCAAAGGCAAGGCAUGAUUGGAUGCAUCUAAGAUUCUUAGACUAUAAGUCAGUGGAUGAUUACAACUCAGCUCUAUUCAAGAUUGUCUCAAUACUAAAGCUUUGUGGUGAAGAAGUAACCGAUAGCAUGAUGCUUGAAAAGACCUAUACGACUUUCAAUCAGUCGAAUUCUGUGUUGCAAGAGAAAUACAGGACAAAGGGCUUUGCCACAUAUACUGAUCUGAUCUCAUGUCUACUCUUGGCCGAGGCAAACAAUGAACUCCUACUAAAGAACAACAAGAAACCAUACGGCAAUAGCCGUGGUGGAUUCAAGAGGCGUGGACAUGACAACUCAAACGGCCGAGACGGCUACUCAACUGGCCGGAAAGGAAACCACAAUAACCGUGGUCGUGGUUCCAAUUACGGCCGGGGUCGAGGCAGCUACGGCCGCGGACGAGGUGGCAUAUCCAAACCAUCUUACACGUCCAACAAGUCUGUAUGCCACAGAUGCGGGAGUGACAACCAUUGGGCUAAGAACUGUAGAACUCCGAAACACUUGUGCAACCUCUACCAAGAGAGCCUCAAGAACGAGAAUCCAGAGGCAAACAUGAUCCAAGAAAACGUCCAUGAGGACAAGGGAUAUGGGUAUGAUGCUGACAAUGAAUCCGACAAGGACAACCAAGAUGACCUAAUGGAUUUUGAGACAUCCGAUUGUCUCAAGGACUAG